GAAACUGAUGGGAAUUUCAUUCUGUCUUUCAAGUUUCUCCUGCUUCAUACAUGUAGGUCUACUAUCCAUGAAAGAUAAACCCAUCAGCGCCUCACCAUGCCAUCUUGUCUCAGGCUCAACCGUGAGCGCCUCGCCGUGCCGUCCUGUCUCUGGGCUCAUGCAUCAGCGCCUCAUUGUGCCGUCUGUCUCCAGGUUCGUCCAGCAGUGCUUCACCGUGCCGUCUUGUCUCAGACUCAACCGUGAGCGCCUCGCCGUGCCAUCCUUGCUCUGGGCUCACCCAUCAGUACCUUGUCUGCGGGCUCAAUACAGAAAAAGUGUGGAUACAUGUACAAACAGGUGUCCAGGAAUCUUCCACACUGUUGUUCUUAUGAUGCGUCAGCUUCAGUUGCCACAUGCUUUUGAUGGUGUCUCUCUAUCAAUAUCUCCUACAGCGGUGUAUGAUAUUAACUGCAGGUGCUGAGUCAUGAAGUUCUUGAAUGGUGGUCAUGCGAUGUGUACAUAUCUGCUUCCUGCGAUUAAGCAUGCUGCUUGGUUUUGGAGUUGUACAUGUAUACUAGUGAUCGACUUAUGGCUCAGGAAGCAUAGAGAGAGUGAGAUACAACAAGAGACUGGACUGCAGUUGAUUGGUUCCUGGUGAUAUGAGGUUAGUUACAUUCUUUAUCCAGACUAUCUUGAAGUUUUGGAUUAUUUGACACUGAUUUAUGUAGCACCUUAGAUACAGGGUGCUGCAUCGCGUAAUAUGACUGCAGUGGCUUAGUGAUAAGUAUGAUUAGGAAGAGUUG
Asterias rubens (European starfish) is the source of this 782-nucleotide messenger RNA. RefSeq lists its product as uncharacterized. The record is from RefSeq and is a predicted model, not a curated record. The transcript is spliced from 3 exons. Lineage: Eukaryota; Metazoa; Echinodermata; Asteroidea; Forcipulatida; Asteriidae. The coding region runs from base 8 to 460 and encodes 150 amino acids.